CACGUGAACCCCAGGAUUUUCGCUGAAUACCGCGUCGUCAUGGACCCCGUUGCCCCUUCCACUCCCACCGGGGAGCUGAACAUUCAAGACCUCGAGUUGAUGAUGCAAUGGUGCACGACCACAUACCGCUCGGUCUCGCGAAAUACCUCGGUAGAAGGAAUCUGGCAGGGCGUAGUGCCAAGGGAAGCCAUGCGCCACCCAUUCUUGAUGCACGGCAUCUUGGCUCUCUCCGCCCUGGAUCUGGGCUUCAACUGCCCCUCCGGUCCGCCCAAAGACUAUUACAUCCAAACCGCCCAGGCACACCAGUCCCGGGCUGUGACCGGUCUCAGCAAGAUUGCGGGACGUCUGGAUCAAUCCAACUGCAAUGCCGCUUUUGCUCUGUCCAGUAUCAUGGUGGUCUUUUCCUUCGCUCUCCCUCGGACGACGAACAAACUCGGGGACGUCCUGAAUGAGCUUCUCAACAUUUUUCGGUUCACACGCGGGUCGGUGGACGUCCAAGGAGGAAUCAUCAAUUGGGUUGCGGAUGGCGAGUUCAGCCCGCUUCUCGAGUGCGACACCUCGCAGCCAACCAUGCCCGACACGUCUCGGCUGGCCAUCAUGUCGCUGACACGAAUGAACGCGGACCUAGCUAGCCGCGAUCCCGCCCAUGAUAAGGACACGUAUGACACGACGAUCCGGUACCUGAGCUACUCGCUGGACAAGCUGGCCCGGGGCGGAGAAACCAUGAUUAUUGCCUUCCAGUGGAUCUUCCAGAUCCCGCCGCGAUACUUGGAUUUGCUGCAGCAGAGACAGCCCUUUGCGUUAGCCAUCUUGGCCCAUUACGCGGUGAUUAUCCACUCGUUGCGAGGACAUUGGUGGAUGGGCGAGUGGGGAGCGCGACUGAUCCGGGAGAUCGGCCAGCGCCUGGGUGCAGACUGGAAAGACUCAAUCAGUUGGGUGGUGGACGCGACAGGAUGCUAUAUUCCUCCAGUCUGAGACGGUUCAUGGACGAGAUGUAUAAGUACCUAUUUUUUCCCUUUCUCCAGUGCGCGUUGUUCAUUUCAGACACCGAAUAUGGAUGCAUCUGCGCGCUGGAGAGUACAUUGUGUGGCCACCAUGACCAUCCUUGAGAGACGCGUGCAGCGUGCACGCUGCCCGUCGACAUACCUUAAAGCAGGCGGGAACACCCCUGCCAUCCGUGGGCCAGGCUCUACCAUGAGUGACCUACACAGAAUUCAUGCAGUCUUGAAGAAGAGGGAGU
Messenger RNA from Aspergillus neoniger CBS 115656, 1240 nucleotides. RefSeq lists its product as uncharacterized. Gene Ontology annotation, biological process: regulation of transcription by RNA polymerase II. The transcript has a single exon. Gene Ontology annotation, molecular function: DNA-binding transcription activator activity, RNA polymerase II-specific. Lineage: Eukaryota; Fungi; Ascomycota; Eurotiomycetes; Eurotiales; Aspergillaceae. The coding region runs from base 40 to 975 and encodes 311 amino acids. The record is from RefSeq and is a predicted model, not a curated record.